Messenger RNA from Laetiporus sulphureus 93-53, 591 nucleotides. RefSeq lists its product as uncharacterized. Bases 1 to 591 code for a protein of 196 amino acids. NCBI's taxonomy places the organism in Eukaryota, Fungi, Basidiomycota, Agaricomycetes, Polyporales, Laetiporaceae. The record is from RefSeq and is a predicted model, not a curated record. The transcript is spliced from 6 exons.
AUGGGUGUGCUGCUAAUUCUGUUGUGCUCACUGUCUGGUUCUGCUGGUCUUGAUGAUAAUGGACAUGGACACCAUGCAAGCUAUUCCACACAGCCCCAUUCUGACUUCAAUUUCAGGGUGCUUCUCCUUCAGGCAAUUUGCAUAGAAGGGCAAUUGGAUGAUGAGGAUACUGUGGGGCAGGAGAUGGAUCUGAUUCCACCAUCACCCAUCCCUGAGCCCAGUCAGCAUGGCAUUAAUGUGGAGUUUGAUGGGUUUGUUACAGGACUACUCAGAAGCUACCCGAUCCCUCCAGCUGCUGAAAGAGGGAUUUAUGAUGCUCAACGGCACAAACAGAAAUUGAAACAAAAGUGGACUGCUCAGUGCAAAUCUGCAAAGGCCGUGAAGCCUUAUGCCAUACUGACCUCUCUCAAUGUCCUACACCUGCCACACAUGCAAGGGGCAUACACUGGAGCUCGAGCACAAGGUCAAGAACAGAAGGCUCUAUCCCUCCAGGAUUUGAUAGGAAUUCAGAGGUACAUCAUCGAGGUAGAUAUCCAGCCUUUUCGAAAGGCAUCUCACAUAGUGGAGGACAGAAGUGCCCUGGCAAUCUAG